GCCAGAGACCGGCUUUAUUGAUUCUGACCCGAGAAGGAACCGGUGGCGGGCAUCGGAAUUAUGAGCUGCUUGAUGAUGCCCGGGGUGCAGCCAGGGUCUCCCUGCAAGGCUCGCGGCCAGAUACAGGUCAUCUUUGGACCCAUGUUCUCCGGGAAAAGCACUGAACUCAUGCGCCGGGUCCGUCGGUUCCAAAUUGCGCAGUACAAGUGCCUUCUGAUCAAGUAUGCCAAGGAUACACGCUACUGUACUAAUGGAGUCUCCACGCAUGACAGGAACACUAUGGAGGCCUUGCCUGCUUGUUGCCUCAAAGAUAUACAUCAAGAGGCUGUCAGCUCCGCUGUGAUUGGCAUUGAUGAGGGCCAGUUUUUCCCAGACAUUGUAGAGUUUUGUGAGGAAAUGGCAAACAAAGGGAAGACUGUCAUUGUUGCAGCCCUUGAUGGGACCUUCCAGAGGAAGGCCUUUGGCAACAUCUUGCAGCUGGUCCCCUUAGCAGAGAGUGUAGUAAAAUUGAAUGCUGUCUGUAUGGAGUGUUAUCGUGAGGCCUCUUACACAAAGAGGCUUGGAACAGAAAAGGAGGUAGAAGUGAUUGGAGGGGCAGACAAAUACCAUUCUGUCUGCCGCGUCUGUUAUUUCAAGAAGCGAUCGCACCAGCCUGUGCUUGAGAACAGAGAGAAUCUACCAGGAGGGAACAAACCAUUAGAGACUACGGCUUCCAGGAAGGUCUUGGCUGUCCGUCAGAUCAUGCAGUGGAGUCCAUCAAAGUGAAAGGAAGCAAGAUUACCUACUCAGUGGCCUUACCUCACAGCAUUAAUCGUGAGGCACUAGAAGCAAAGAAA
Molecule: messenger RNA, 836 nt
Organism: Eublepharis macularius
Lineage: Eukaryota; Metazoa; Chordata; Lepidosauria; Squamata; Eublepharidae
Gene: TK1
Product: thymidine kinase 1
Exons: 7
Coding region: 61-765 (234 amino acids)
Biological process (GO): thymidine metabolic process
Molecular function (GO): ATP binding; thymidine kinase activity
Source: RefSeq, a predicted model, not a curated record